UAAUGGCUAAUGUACCACAAGACGUCAUUGAAGAUCAAUGGUGUAGAAUGGUAUCAGAAUGGUGUACAGAGAAGAGCAAUAAACUUUGUGAAGCAAAUACUGCAAAUUCAAGGAAACAAAAGAAUGCUCACACAUCCGGUAGAAAAAGCCAUGCAAGGCGAAGGAAGGAAAUGGAAAAGGAAUAUGGAAAGGAACCGGAUAGACUAACGUUUUGGGAGGUUGUGCAUAAGAAAAAAACUGGAGAAUUUGUUGAUUCUGAUACAGAAAGAAAAGUAAAUGCUGCGUGUAAAGAAUUGGAUGGAGUUGUCUCCCAAGGUAUUGAGCCAACUAGUGAGUUGAUUGAAGAGCUAUUUACAAAACACAUAGGGCCCGAGCGCAAUGGCCGUAUGAAGGGCUUAGGCUUGGGACCUACGCUAACUAGCUACUAUCGGCUGAAUUGUUGGGGAUUGCCUUCAAACAAUCAAGCUUCUUCAAGCGACGAACGGUUAAGAGAGGUGGACAAACUAAAAGGGGAGAUGAAAGGCUUACAAAAAGAAGUGGAACGUCUACAAGCAUUAAUAUCUAAAAAAUUUCCUGAGGAGAAUCUAGGAUCCCCAUCACCUACAUCCGGUCCAUCGAUUAACCUGCAGGUUGUAGAUCAUGGUAGUGCAAAUUGUUCUUCUUCUAACAAUCGGUCAUCAAAUUCAAGUUAUGAACCACAAACCAAUCUUCAUGGGCGAACCGUUUAA
Molecule: messenger RNA, 728 nt
Organism: Ananas comosus (pineapple)
Lineage: Eukaryota; Viridiplantae; Streptophyta; Magnoliopsida; Poales; Bromeliaceae
Exons: 5
Coding region: 3-728 (241 amino acids)
Source: RefSeq, a predicted model, not a curated record